AUGUCAGUCACCGAUAAAUUCAUCCAGCAGAUCGAUGCCAACAAGGCGGGCUUGAUCAAGCGCUUGGCAGAUGCCGUCGCCAUCCCAUCCGUCUCUGGCGAUGCUCGCUACCGCCAAGACGUGUUCCGAAUGGCAGAUUGGCUGGUCAAGGAGCUCGAAGCUUUGGGCGCCAAGACGGAGCUGAAGCCUCUCGGCAAGCAAAAGCUCGACGGCAAGGAGAUCGAUCUGCCACCCGUCAUCUUUGCAGACUACGGCGCUGACCCAAAGAAGAAGACUAUUUUGGUGUACGGAGUGAGUGUCGCGUGUCUAUCUUUCAUAUGCCCAAGUCUCUCCCAAGCUGACUACGAAUCGAUGGUGCUUCCGCGCAGCAUUUCGAUGUGCAACCUGCGCUCAAGUCAGACGGCUGGAACACCGAGCCGUUCGAACUGGUUCACGAUGAAAAGACUGACCGUCUGUACGGCCGAGGCAGCACUGAUGACAAAGGCCCUGUCCUGGGCUGGAUCAACGUCAUCGAGGCGCACAAGCAGGCAGGGUGAGUGGGAUGGGAGGCUUGGAGGCCCACCUACAGGCUGCUUUGCUGAUCAAUUCAGGAGCCGCGCCCUCGCACAGCAUCGAGCUGCCAGUCAACCUCAAGUUCUGCCUCGAGGGUAUGGAAGAGUCCGGAUCAGAAGGCUUGGACGACCUGAUCGUCGCCGAGAAGGACAAGUUCUUUGCAGGUGUGGAUGCUGCGUGUAUCAGCGACAAGUGAGUUCUGCUUGUUUUAACAUCUCACCUUUUCUCCGCUGCUCAACCAAGCCCCUCAACUUCUCCCCUACUACCUCCUCACAGCUACUGGCUAGGCACGUGAGUUCUGUCAUCCCAUGCACGGUCUUUGUGCGCAUCGGCUCACAUCCAACCGCUUGCCGGCUCUUGACCAUAUUCCAGGAAGAAGCCUUGCCUCACUCACGGCCUGCGAGGCAUCAGCUACUUCAAGCUGUCAAUCAGCGGUCCUGGAUCAGACCUUCACUCUGGUAUUUUUGGAGGAAUUGUGCAUGAGCCUAUGACCGAUCUCUUCCACAUCAUGUCAUCUCUGGUGACACCCACGGGAGAGAUCUUGGUCCCUGGCAUCAAAGAGCUGGUUGACCCCUUGACGGACGAGGAGCGCAAGCGAUAUGAGGUCAUGGAGUUCGGCGUCAAGGACAUGAACGAAGCUACUGGCAGUGCGACUACAAUUAGUGACGAGAAGGAAGGCAUUCUUAUGGCGAGGAUGAGGUACCCCAGCUUGUCGUUGCACGGAGUGGAGGUGAGCGGUACGCCCUGGACAGCAGGAUGUUCGUGGACAUGCAACUCAGCUCCUAAACCCAUGCUACUCGCAGGGCGCGUUUUAUGAGGCUGGUACGAAGACCGUCAUUCCGGCGAAGGUUAUUGGCAAGUUCAGUGUCAGGUUGGUGCCCAGCAUGACUCCUGAUAAGGUUGCGGAGCUAGUCAUCAAGCAUGUUCAGUCUGAGUUCAAGAAGCGUGAGUCGCACACAUCAGCGCAGCCAAGAGGAGAGAUGGGGUCAUUAUGCUAACAGGUCGUCUGGAAUAGUCGGAUCCAAGAACACUAUGAACAUUGAACUCGCAAACGCAGGCAAGCCUUGGCUCGCGGAUCCGAACGUGAGUCACGAAACCUGACUUGGAAGCCACGACUUCCUGGCGGCUGACGUGCUCUGCCCAUCUUGCAGCACUGGAACUACGCCGCUGCAAUCAAGGCCACCGAGAAGGUGUAUGGCGUCAAGCCGGAUCUUACGCGUGAAGGUGGCUCCAUUCCCGUUGCACUGAGCUUCUCGGAAGUGCUCGGCAAGAACUUGCUCUUGUUGCCCCUGGGCAGAGCAGACGACGGUGCUCACUCGACCAACGAGAAGCUCGGUGAGUUGUUGUCAUCUCGAGCAAGGUCGACUAUCGCAGGCGCUUUGCUGAUGCAACGUUCCGGUUCUUCUCGCACCUAGAUUUGUCCAACUACGUCGAGGGCACGAAGCUGCUCGGCGUGUACCUGCACGAAAUUGCAGCGACCGCUUGA
Molecule: messenger RNA, 2038 nt
Organism: Ceraceosorus bombacis
Lineage: Eukaryota; Fungi; Basidiomycota; Exobasidiomycetes; Ceraceosorales; Ceraceosoraceae
Source: the annotation of a GenBank genome assembly